AACUCAACUAUUCGGUGCUUGGCCCCGGUCGAUUGGUCUUUUUACACCUUUUUGCUUUAUUCUUUGCAAUGUAUCUUGAUUCACUCAUUCGCUUUCUCACCGCCCGGGUUUUCUAGACCUGACGGGAGGAGGUUGCGAGCUCCGAAUCUUGCAUUCAGUUGGGGAAUUCGCUAGGUCUUGGUAGGCGGUAGAUAGGGCUCCGUCGGUGGCCGUAUUCUUUCCUGGGGGGAACUCUCGUCGAGUUCUUGGAAUAAAGGAGGGAUUUUCGGCCCGUGGGAUCCGUAUUUAGGGCUAGUUCUUCGGAACACGGGGCUGGAGUUUGCACAGAUAUCUCGAUCUGCUGUCGGCGGCGGCCGAAUCUUGUCUCGUUCUUCAUGGGUAAUUGUGUGGAGAGAUGGGGCGAUAUAUGAUACAGCAGGAUGGAGGGUAGGAAAGAAAGGGGGAGAUUAAGGAAUUUUGUCCGGCGCAUGGCAAUGGAGUGCCUUUGCUCUGGAGAGCAGCUGAAAGGGGCAGAUGACACCAUCUGGUCAUCGGACUCUACGUUUACCAAAGAUUUCUCAGCAAGUGGGUACUCUUCCAGGAAUGGAGAGGUUGAGCAAUACCUUGAUAAUGGCAACAUCGAGGAAGCUGAGUUGUCACUGCGGGAGGGCGUGUGCCUUAACUAUGAGGAAGCAAGGGCAUUGCUAGGAAGGCUAGAGUACCAACGAGGACAUGUAGAAGCAGCACUUCGUGUGUUUGAUGGGAUAGACAUAUCUUCGUUAGUUCCUAAGAUGAAAAUCUCAAUUGCUAGAAAAGCACAUCGCCGGAAGACUCGUUCACAAUGGGAUGCUCCACCAAUGCCCUUGCAUGCUGUGAGCCUACUUAUGGAGGCCAUAUAUCUCAAAGCAAGAGCACUUCAUGAUCUCGGAAAGUUCAAAGAUGCUGCACAAGAGUGCAGAAUGAUAUUGGAUAUUGUGGAAGCAGCAGUACCUGAAGGCUUACCAGCAGGCUUUGGAAAAGGUUGUAAAUUGAACGAAAUAAUAUGCAAGGCCGUAGAGUUUCUCCCUGAGUUAUGGAAAUUAGCAGGGUUUUCGCUUGAAGCCAUUUCUGAAUAUAGGAGGUCUCUUCUCAAUAAUUGGAAUCUUGAUGGAGAGACCAUAGCUAAAAUACAAAAGGAAUUUGCUGUUUUUCUUCUGUACAGUGGCUGUGAAGCCCGCCCUCCAAAUCUCCAUUCUCAGUUGGAUGGUUCAUUUGUACCACGCAACAAUAUGGAAGAGGCUACACUCCUUUUAAUGAUUCUAUUGAGGAAGUUUAAUCUGAGGAGGGUUGAGCGGGAUCCCACUGUGAUGCAUCACCUUACUUUUGCGCUGUCCAUGUCAGGGCAACUAAAACCACUGGCUGUACAAUUUGAAGAACUGUUACCUGGUCUGCUAGACAAAAGAGAAUGGUCAUACAAUGUUGCAUUGUGUUACCUGGCAGAAAAAGAUGAUUCUACUGCCCUGAAUCUACUCAAAAGGAUACUGAAGAUUGGACAGGAUUCUGACAACCUCAAAGAACUUCUCCUAGCUUCAAAAGUUUGCGUUGAGAAGGGUGCUCAUGCUGAAGGCGCUGCCUAUGCACGGAGGGCUAUAACUAAUAUACAAGGAGGAUGCAAACAAUUGGCGGGUGUUGCAGAUCUUUUGCUUGGUGUUUCCCUUUCUAAUCAAGCUAGAUAUGCUAUAUCUGAUACCGAGCGAGCUUCUUGGCAGUGUGAAGCACUCGAAGUACUUGGCAGUGCCGAAAAAAACAUGCAUGGGCAAGAUUGUAGGAUAAUGUACAAUCUGAGCCUUGAAAAUGCUGAGCAAAGGAAGUUAGACGCAGCAGUAUUUUAUGCAAAAAAACUGGUGAAGUUAGAGGCUGGAUCAGAGUUGAGGAAUUGGCUUCUUUUAGCUCGAAUACUGAGUGCACAAAAACUGUUUACUGAUGCUGAAACCGUUGUUGAUGCUGCUCUUGAUCAGACUGGGAAAUGGAAUCAAGGAUAUUUGUUGCGAACCAAAGCCAGAAUUCAGGCUGCACAGGGGCAAUUGAGGGAUGCGGUUGGGACAUAUACUCAACUUCUUGCUUUAAUUCAACUUAGAACAAAAGGUUUUGGAGCUGGGAUCUCACUGGCAAAGGGUGGCGAAGAUGAUAAAAGCCUGGAAACAGAGACCUGGUAUGAUCUAGCUCUCUUGUACCUAGGCAUGUCACAGUGGAGGGAUGCAGAAGUUUGUGUAUCAAAGAUAAGAGCAACUAAUUGUUAUUCUGCCUUCGCUUGGCAUGCUACAGGAAAACUAUGCGAAGCGAAAGAUCUUCCAAAAGAAGCUUUGGGGGCUUAUUUUCGAGCAUUAGACUUUGAUAGUAAACAUGUUCCAAGUUUGAUAUCGACUGCUACUAUUCUACGACAACUUGGGGACAGGCCAUUGCCUUCUGUACGGUGCUUCCUGACUGAUGCACUGCAGCUUGAUAGAACAAAUCAUAUGGCAUGGUUUAAUCUUGGCCUACUCUACAAAGAGGAAGGUGGCAGGUCAGCAGCUGAGGCUGCUGAAUGUUUCCAAGCUGCUGCACUUCUUGAGGAAACAGCACCUGUAGAACCUUUCAGAUGACAUAUAUGUACAGGGGCUAUAGAAAUUGUAAGCUAGUAUAUUCUUUCAAAUUUGUUUCACUUACACCGAUGAAGUAGAUUACAAAGUUCCAGAAAUGACCUACAUGAUUGAGAGAUAAUAGCAUCGGGCAAUGUUUCCUUUUUCUUUAACAGUUCAAUAUAUAGUUGAAAUUUGUUUUCUAUACAGGAAGAACAAUGCCGUUCUUCCCAAUUUACUAUGAGCUUUUGUGACCUAAUAUGUUAGUCAGUAACAUUAUAAUGUCAAUAUAUCUUGA
Molecule: messenger RNA, 2874 nt
Organism: Triticum dicoccoides
Lineage: Eukaryota; Viridiplantae; Streptophyta; Magnoliopsida; Poales; Poaceae
Product: protein NPGR2-like
Exons: 6
Coding region: 420-2600 (726 amino acids)
Molecular function (GO): protein binding
Source: RefSeq, a predicted model, not a curated record